This is a messenger RNA of Drosophila hydei, 1396 nucleotides long. RefSeq lists its product as uncharacterized. The record is from RefSeq and is a predicted model, not a curated record. Bases 16 to 1257 code for a protein of 413 amino acids. The transcript is spliced from 2 exons. NCBI's taxonomy places the organism in Eukaryota, Metazoa, Arthropoda, Insecta, Diptera, Drosophilidae.
AGAAAAGCAUCUGAAAUGGCAGCAAAUAACGCGACCUACAACUCGGAUGAGUUGGAUGCUCCCGAAUGGCUCAGUGCUCAGUUCAUGAAAGAAAUCUUGGAUCAACAUCUCAAGAUCCCGCAUCUAAAAGUAAUUGAAGUUAAGUUCUCCCCAGCCAGUGUGAAGGGAGAUCAUUAUGCCAGCGUAAUGUUCCGUGCAGCUGUUAAAUAUGAAACGCCGAAGAGCAAAGAUUCUGACACAAUAUCGCUCAUCAUUAAGACAAUGCCCGAGGAAGAGGGCCUAAAAAAGGAGAUGCUGGGCGAAUCACACAUCUUUGAAACGGAGAUAGCGAUGUACACCGAGGUGCUGCCCAAGUUUGAGAAGAUCCUGCGCGAGGCUGAGGAUGAAACAGCAUUUUGUACCCCAUGCAUCUAUCAUAGCUUGAAGCCCCGUCAGGUAAUGGUCUUUGAGGAUCUAUUGCCUAAAGGAUACUCCGUCUUACGGCGAAAUGCUAACCUUGAGGAGCUCCAAGCAGCACUUACAAAGCUGGCCAAGUGGCACGCAGUCAGCUUCAAGUUGCUCAAGGAACAGCCCAAACAAUUUGGUCACUUAAAAUAUGAUUUGACAACAGUACCAAACAUGCUGGAGCAGGACUUCAUGACUAAAUCGUUGGGACACUUUAUAGAUAUGCUGGGCAAAGAAGCGAGCUUGAAGCCCUUUCAAAAAUACUUCGAGCCGAUGCGUGGAAAGAUAAUCCAGCGUUACGUAGAUGUGGUACGCGAAUAUCGCGAUAAUCGCCAAGAAAAUAGUUAUUAUGUUGUGUGCCAUGGUGACUUUCACCUUCGUAAUAUGAUGUUCAAGGGACUCGACUGCAUGUUGUUGGAUUUCCAGAUGUCCCAUGUGGGAUCUAUGACCAAUGACGUUAUAUAUGCCAUCUACAUGCUGUUUGACGGCGAGAUACAAAGAAAUAACACAGAUGAGCUCAUCUUCAGCUACUUCCAAGCCUUUCUGAGCACCUUAAAGAAUAUUGGCUAUCAGGAUAAAUUGCCCAAUUUGAUAGAGUUCCGACGGCAAAUGUUUCAAAACCGUUAUUUGGAUUUUCUCCUGCUGACCACCUUUCAACCUUUGAUUAUAAGUAUGCGCCAAGGCGCCGAUCCUGGAGAAGUCGUAGAGGACGAACAAAUGACUAGUCAGAUUUACUAUCAAACGGAAUACAUCGAUAAUCUGAAGGUCAUACUCCCGCGAAUGCUGCAUCUGGGCUACUUUGAGCCACUUUAAAUGUGACGGGUAUAUAUAAAACAUGACUAGAAUUCCAUUUGUAGUGUUUACCUUCAACUGUGCAUAUUUUAACGUGUAGAGCAUUAUAAUUACGUGGAAACAUUGAAUAACCUCAUAGUGGACAGUUAUCUAUUAGCAA